AAAAAAGAAAAAAAAAAAAAAACACCCGUAACCUGGGUUUGAAUGAACAAAAAAACGUCUUUUUGGAAAUAAGCGGGCCGCUCCCCCUCCACAAAAAAAAUCGCUAUUCUAAGAGAGAGGGUGGGCCUGUCCCUUUAUUUUAUUCUAUUUUUCCCUUUUCUUCACUACUUGUUUGAAUAUGAAUAUACGUCUUCUCAUUACGAAAAGCAGUCUUACACAGCAACCCACAGCACAACUAUUACGGAUACAGCAGCGUUCACGUUUCGGUACACUGGCAUGGAACAACAACAACAACAACAGCUAUGGUCUUCAGGCGAUCGCCGCAGCCGAGUCCUUCAUUCACCGUACUUUUCAGGUCCCAGCAUGGCUAGAACCUUUCCUGUGGGCAGCACCUAAAAAGAAGACUUCACAUUCCAAAAAACGCAUGCGUGCUUCCAACAAAGGAUUGCAAAAUAAGGAAAAUAUCGGCACUUGUCCUGCUUGUGGUCAUCCUAAACUCUUGCAUCAUUUAUGUGGAAAUUGUUAUAAAAAUAUCAAAGAAAAGGCAAAAUCUCUCUUAUUCAGUUAGAUAUCAAAAAGAAAUGGGAAAGUUAGACUAUGUAACACGGAUCAUGAUAAGAAAAAAAAAAAAAAA
This is a messenger RNA of Mycotypha africana, 634 nucleotides long. RefSeq lists its product as uncharacterized. Gene Ontology annotation, biological process: translation. The coding region runs from base 179 to 568 and encodes 129 amino acids. NCBI's taxonomy places the organism in Eukaryota, Fungi, Mucoromycota, Mucoromycetes, Mucorales, Mycotyphaceae. The record is from RefSeq and is a predicted model, not a curated record. Gene Ontology annotation, molecular function: structural constituent of ribosome. Gene Ontology annotation, cellular component: mitochondrial large ribosomal subunit. The transcript has a single exon.